This is a messenger RNA of Platichthys flesus (European flounder), 3036 nucleotides long. It is a transcript of the gene ypel1, whose product is annotated as yippee-like 1. The transcript is spliced from 6 exons. Bases 1123 to 1482 code for a protein of 119 amino acids. The record is from RefSeq and is a predicted model, not a curated record. Lineage: Eukaryota; Metazoa; Chordata; Actinopteri; Pleuronectiformes; Pleuronectidae.
CAUGUCGAGCUGAAUCACUGAGCUUUGAAACAGUAAAAAAAACUGUCAAUCAAUCAUAUUAUAUUAGUACAUCCCAUAUUCUCAAAUCACAGUUUGUCUCAGAUCUUAACAGAGUGCGACACAAGAGUAAAACUACCAAAAAUCUAUCUACUAACAGGGAAUCAACCUCAGAGAGUCACAUGUGAAGACCCAUCUCUUAACAUAAUGGAAAAAUUGUGUCUAUCAUUAAAGUAUUUUUACAUAUAAAACAUGUACUGAAUAUAUAAAUAACAUCAGUCCAGUAUAUAUAUCAACAGUCUUAAAGAACAUUCAGUUUCAUUUGAUGAAAGACAGAUAAACCAGGUAGGAUGAACACAAAGUUCACUGUUUGAAAAAAGCUCUGCACACAAACAAACAAGUGUAAUGAAGCAGUUUAUUGCGCAGAGCUUAAUAAAAUAUAAUUCAUCAAAACACCAACUAGAAAUAAAUCCCCAAAUUAAGAACAGAACCCAAAUAACCCAGAGUAGAGAAACGAAGCGCUCUGCCUGGUGUCCAUCUUUCCCACGGGAGCCUGAAGGCAGCGCAGCCUCCCAUUGGUCCGUCGGGCUGUCAAUCGGGGCUCAUUAUCCCGCCCACCUGGUGACGUGCACAAAGUAACGAGGCCAGGUCGUUUCGCACAAAAGACAAAACAAAGCGCGUGCGGCUCAAAAUGAGACGCGUCAGCAGCGGCGGGACUCGACCCUGAGCGGAGGACACCGACACACACAUGGAGCCCGGGCUGGGGACACGACAACCACCUGACUGACCGCACAACAACAACAACACAACAACACAACAAACAACAGCUGACUGCAGCGUCCUGCUCACAUCUGACCCAGGUGAGCAAUUCCACGUGCACUAUCUCAUGUGUGGAGACAUUUCACCAAAGCCAAUGUAGAAGGAGAGGCUGUGUACAUUUGCAAAUACUGUGCAAAGAGUUUGAUUUUCUCCGUGGUGUCAGUGUGGAGCGUGCCACACACCCGCUGCUCAACAACGACGGCUUUUGCCUGCAUCCUCCAGUGUUUCUUCUGUCAGCACGUCCAGCAGAGCUGCAACUCGUCCAGCGCCAGCCCGGACGCCAGCGAGGAGCCCGGCCCCACUGACAUGGUGAAGAUGACCAAGUCCAAGACCUUCCAGGCGUACCUGCCCAGCUGCCACCGCACCUACAGCUGCAUCCACUGCCGGGCACAUCUGGCCAAUCACGACGAGCUCAUCUCCAAGUCAUUUCAAGGCAGCCAGGGAAGAGCCUACCUGUUCAACUCAGUGGUGAAUGUGGGCUGCGGGCCGGCUGAGGAGCGGGUUCUCCUCACGGGUUUACACGCUGUGGCUGACAUCUACUGUGAAAACUGUAAAACCACGCUGGGCUGGAAAUACGAGCACGCCUUCGAGAGCAGUCAGAAGUACAAGGAGGGGAAGUUCAUCAUCGAGCUGGCUCACAUGAUCAAGGACAACGGGUGGGAGUGACGCGGCCACGCCCCCUUUUCUCUGACCUUGGAAUUAUCUUUACUGAACUGCGUGGAGCGAUGGCGUCCUCCCAUCACCCCCCCCCCCCUCCCCGACCACCAGUCACCCCGCCCCAAAACAAAUCAAGACGAGGACACACCCCCACGGACAGUCACCCGCUCGUCUCCCUCACGUGCACACGCCCACCAGCUCAACAGGAAGCUGAGCGAACGGCGAGGGGGCGGAGCUACUCCUCUGGAAAAGUCACGUCAGAGUCCGGAUGUUUACGUUGAAGAUUGUACGUCCUCCUUCGGCUCCAGAGCUCAUGGGUUCGAUUCCAACUCAUUCACUCACUCAUCUCCGAGCCUCCCCCCCACCACCCCACCGUGAAUCCACGCUUACAAGUGAUUGUGGUGAUGUGGCGCCCGCUCUGCCACCGGGGACGGACUUCACUCAAAGGACAUGUCUUUGUUUUCCUCAUCCAGCGACGCUCUGACGACUGUUCUGAUUUUUAUCUUCUUUAGUUCAAACGUGUGGUUCUUGGUUGAGGUUCUUUGUUUUGCUCUGAUGGCAGAUGGAUGUUACUGGUUAGCAUUUCAUUUCCCCGUCACGUUGUGUGUCAGUGGAUGUGUGUCGGGCUGGUUGUGUGUCCGCCUGUAGCUGAGCGUGCUUUUCUUUGCUAAAGUCCAAAUGACCGGUCCGAGACCGGGGGGUGGUGGUGGGGGGGGGGGGUUUAUCCUGGUUAAGGAUGUGUAGCAGCGUCUUGCUUGUUUUUAAAGUGGCAGCGGAUCUGAUUGCAGUAGUGUGGGAUUUUAUACCUAAUAUUAUUUUCCGUUUAUAUCUUUUUUCUGAAUUGUGAAUUUCCCCCCCGCACCCUUUUGGUAGCACCUGAUAUUUUCCUUUUGACAUAAAUGUGUGUGUGUGUGUGUGUGUGUGUGUGUGUAUAUAAAAUACACGCACAGUACUUGUUGUGUUUGGCUGAAUGCGAUUGUGGCUGGUUCCAUUUUGCAGCAGAAACAUGAAAAGCUGACGUCGGUGUCACUCGUCAUAAAACAGAUUGUAUUAUUCCAUCGUGUAGUAAUAUGAGACACGAGUAUAAAUACACAUCCUAUGAUUACAUAUCCACAAAUACUAUGAGAAUGUUCUUAGUACGUAGAUAUUGGAACAUGGAUUCUACAUAUAUAUGUAUUUGCUGUCAUGCACAUAUGUAUAUAUGCAUAUGACUGUGUGUGGUCACCAUUACACAGACACACACUUGAACGCCCCCCCCUCGUUUGCGGCUUCCUGUCGGUUUAGAGGCAAAGCGGUCCGCUCGCGCUCGUCUGGUUCGAGUCCGUCUUUUCAAACGUCCACGGAGACGAGAGGAUUUCAGAUUUUCUGAUUUGAUCGACAUGAAGUCAAACUAGAUUCUGCUUCUCAUCUCAGUUUGAUUUGUCGACUUGAGGAGAAAAGAGUUGUUUCUUUGCUGCUGCCCCCCCCCCCCCCCCCUUAGGUCUUUUGCACUUUAUCCGUCUCUGUCUUGUCUCACUGCGGACGCCGUCUGUGCUUUGCCUCUAAGCCAUGCCCCCCCCCCCC